AUGGAGAAUGCUGAAGAAAUAUUCAACUUUUUGGAAGAUUUCUCCAAACGCAAACCUAAAACCAUUCCACAAGAGCUCAACGAAUACUUAGCAUACGUAGCCCGUACCGGUGAUCCUGUUUAUCAGUGGUCUCUAGUAAGGCCUUUAUUCAAAGAAAAGCUUCUUUCUGUAAUUACAGACUUCUAUGAAACAUCUCCAGGUAUCGAAAUUCCACCUUAUCCAAACGUGGACCCAUUCAAUUACGAUAGUAUGAAGAAUGCUCUGUUGGAACGUCUCGAUGCAUUUGCCUCUGCUCCUUUUACUGUUCAAAGAAUUUGUGAAUUACUUACAUAUCCACGUAAACAGUAUAAUCGUGUUGAUAAAUUUAUGAGAGCCGUUGAGAAGAACAUUUUAGUUGUCAGCACCAGGGAGCCUGGUAUUCUGCGUCACUCGGAACCAGAGAAUGGUGAACCUAUAGAACCCAUUGUGAACGGAUCCGAUAAUAAUUCGGAAUACAAUGUUGAUGUUGAAAUGGAAGAUAUGUCAUGGAAGGAUAAUGCUGAGCAAGCGCAGACAUCUGAACCACAACCAGGAUCAUCUGAUUCUCAUAUUACCGUCGAUGAUAUAGAAGCACGAUUAAAAGCGAAACGAGAUACAGCAAUGGAUACUCAAGAUAAAAUUAAUGCUCAAUAUGAAUCAGUUACACCGCCAGAACCAAACAUAGGUACUGACGAACAACCAACAGAUAAUAAAACAAGUGCUGAUAUUAAUCCCCAGGCACAGGUUUCAACAGAGAAAGAAAAGACUGUGGAAGCAAAAAGUUCUAAAGAGACGGCAACAGAAAUUAAAACUGACAUAGAAAUGAAGGCAGAAACAAACACUCCUGCAAUAAUCAUUCCAGAAAUAAAAGUUGAUGAUGCUGAAAUGACUGAACAAAGACUCAGUGAGCAAGCAAGUACUGAUAAAGUUCAAGAAACAAAUGAAACUCGUGAAAAGGAAUCAGUUAACCCAGAAGAUAAGACAGUUAUAGAAACUCAAUCUGUUGCUAUUGACGAAAGUAGCUCAGAUUCUACAAUAAAGGAAGAGAUUGAGGUUAAACAUAUUUCAGAAGUGUCUACAUCAAGUGAAGAAAGUUCCUCAUCUAGUGACAAUACAGAUGGAAAUAGUAAUUCUCCUAAAACAGAUGAAAGGCACAUUGAAAUCCAAGAGGAGUCUAAUCAAUCAGAUACACCUUCUGAUAGUACUUUUGAAGAAAAUAAUGUCAAAGAACCAGAACCAGCUUUGGAACUAGCUCUUAAAAAAACAUCUGAAGAUCCCCCUAAAGUCAUAAUAGAAUCUGAUAACUACUCAAUAUCUGAUGUAAAGUCAGAACUACCUCAACCUGCAGAUGAGCCUAAGACUCUGGAAAAAGAGAAAGAUGAGGAAAUCCAAAAACCAGAAAAACAGGAAGAGAGUAAAUCUGAAAAUGUUAAUUCUGAAGUAGAACCUAGCAAAACUGAGACCUAA
Messenger RNA from Arctia plantaginis, 1485 nucleotides. Lineage: Eukaryota; Metazoa; Arthropoda; Insecta; Lepidoptera; Erebidae. The record is from the annotation of a GenBank genome assembly.